Messenger RNA from Nezara viridula (southern green stink bug), 1722 nucleotides. The record is from the annotation of a GenBank genome assembly. Lineage: Eukaryota; Metazoa; Arthropoda; Insecta; Hemiptera; Pentatomidae.
AGCUCUUUUAAGUUGGAUCCUGAAUAUGUAGUUUGUUUCUUUAUAUUUAUUUUGAUGCCAAACUUUUUUAAUUAAAUUACUACAGGAUAGUAAUCCACUGUUUUAUAAGUGAUUAGCAGAAAUCUAUUUAUCACGUACAACUUUAACACCUCAAGAUCAUCAUGUUGGGGCUUAUAACAUCCUUAAUAUGCCUCGUGUUUGUAGCAGCGUACAUAUUUUUGAAAAGACGCUACAGUUACUGGAAGAAGCUUGGAGUCCCAGGGCCAGAACCAGCAAUGAUUAUUGGCAACAUGAAAGAAUUCAUCAGCCUCAAGUUCACGGAGCCGAAUGUGAUGCACGAGUGGUACAAGGAAUACAGAAACGAGCCCUACAUAGGGUAUUACAAUUUCUUGAAGCCGACAUUGUUCGUUAUCGAUCCAGAACUGAUCAAAGCGAUUACUGAAACCGAUUUCAACCAUUUCAUGGACCACCCGGAAUUGAUUACUGGAACAGAAAGCGACGCUGUUUUAGGUUUCUUAUUUAACAUGUACGGGGCACGAUGGAAAGCAAAACGGCAGACAUUUUCAAAAUUAUUCAGUCCGAAAAGAUUGAGGGAACUAUCGAGUAUAUUGAAGGAACACAACAAUUCUUUGUUGAGACAAUUUGAAGAACAACUCAAGUCGACGGAUGAGGUUGAGCUGUUAAAGAUAAUGGAACGACAUCUUUUAAAAGUCAUCAUUUCCUUUUUGUACGGCUUGGAUUCGAAUCAGGAUCGAGAAAGACAUUCCAAGUUAUCGGAAUUAUCUGAAAUCUUCAGCCGACCUCCUGGAUCUACCAUACGCCGAUAUCUUCUCUUCGUAGUUUUUCCAAAUCUCUACCAUAAAUUGAGACUAUCAGCCUUUCCUCAUCUCUAUUGGGACUAUUUUAAUAACUUCACUAGAGAACUUUUGCACUCGAGAAAUUUGAAGAAAGUAGAGCGGGAGGAUUUGAUCGCCCUGAUUGGAAAAAUGCAAAAAGAAGGCAUUCCGGAAACUGACAGAAUAGAACACCCUGAAGCUGUCGCUCAUGUGUUCGGUUUCUUCAUUGCAAGCCAUCACACGACAAUGACUACUGUGAGCUACGUCAUUUAUCAGUUAAGUCUUUACCCCCAAAUUCAGGAUAAAGUUCGAACAGAAGUUGACAAUGUCCUUAAAGGCCAAGAUGCUGUUACUUACGAUUCUGUAAUGCAGAUGAAUUAUCUAGAUGGAGUUAUUAACGAAACUUUGCGCCUGUAUCCGUUGCUGGGAGUUUUAAAGAGAACUUGUACCGAAUCGUAUAAGAUUAAUGACAAGUUGACGAUACCCAAAGGCAUGGACGUCACCCUACCUGCUUAUUCUUGUCAUAUAGAUCCAGAAUAUUUUCCAGAACCAGAAAAAUUCUUACCGGAAAGAUUUACCGAUGAACAAACAUCAGAAGCUCUUUUCAUGCCAUUCGGUAAAGGGCCAAGAACAUGUAUAGGGAAAAGGUAUUCAUACAUUUCGAUGAAGACUGUAAUAGCGAAAAUAAUUUCUGAAUACAUAAUAUUACCGGGAACAAAGACAAGAACCCCUUUGAUGUUCGAUACUAAAACUUUUUUCAUAACUGUCCAUCCUAUCGACGGACUCCAUGUCAAGAUGCAGAAGAGAGUAAAGUAAAUUGCAAAUGGUUGUUAGCAGUAAAACAUUGUUAUAAAAUGUUCCUGCAAAAAUAUCUGCCUGAAAAAAC